AUGUUCCAUACCAUCGCUCAGAAAAGGGGAUUAAGGGUAUCUGGUGUGAUGUCAAAGGCUUUGUUUCGUGUAGCUGGUGAUCUGAAAAGUAGAUUUGCUAAACAUUGUAAGUUGCUUUUACUUUCUGUGUCAUUUAAAGAUAACUUAUAUUAUAGUUAGUUCUUCAUAGGCUAAUUAAACAUAUACAGCUUUUUCUACAGUAAUAUUUAUUGCUACUGCAGUAAAUCUAAUACUUGAAACUUACGGUAAUUACAGGUAGAUGUGUUCGAAUGACUCGUAACCCGGUGAUACUGUAUGUCUUUGGCGUUAUUUGUGGUGCUUUUUUGUACUCAUACUAUCCUCUUAUCAAAGACAGUACUGUAGAUGAUGUUAUUAUCGGGUCUAGUAGCCGAGAGAGCGGGGAAGAGCAUAAUGUCAUGAUGUACAAUCAUGAUCAUGGUAAGUUCUUUAAUUUUAAAAGUGCUUGUUAUAAUAAUGCUACAUCUACUGUAUUUAUAUUGUUGUUGUUUCAGUUCUGAUAUUUUUCAGAAGAAACAGCAGUAAUCAAAGAACUCAACUCUCAAGUUCGUAUCUUAUGUUGGAUCAUGACCCACAACACAAAAAACAAUAACAUACGAGCUACUGCAGUCAAUCGUACGUGGGCCCCAAAGUGUACCAAGUAUUUGUUUGUGACUACCAAUAUGACAACUCUCCCUUCCAUAGACCUCAAUAUAACUGAGGGCAGGGGUCAUUUGUGGCAGAAGACGAAACGAGCCUUUAAGUACGUAUACGACCAUUACGGCCAAGAAUACGACUGGUUCGUGAAGGCUGACGAUGAUACCUUCUUCUACAUCGAGAAUCUGAAAUUCAUGUUGUUAGGAUAUGACUAUAGAGAUGCUUUGUUCUUUGGAUGUAGAUUCAAAGUGAUAGUAAAAGAUGGCUAUAUGAGUGGUGGAGCUGGCUAUGUUCUGAGUAGAGAAGCGGUCAGGAGAUUCGUGGAACAAGCACUGCCAGAUCCAAUAAAAUGUAAAAGUGCAGAUGUCGGGAAUGAAGAUGUAGAGAUCGGGAAGUGUCUACACAAUGUUGGGGUUACUUUUGGGGAUUCCAGGGAUAACAAGGUGCGUUAAUUUUAAUGUUAUUUUAAUUUAAAACUUUUUAAUUUUGUUUAACUUUGAGCACGGUUAGAUCAGAUAUUUUUAUUAUGCUUUUAGUAUUAAAAUACAAUAUUAAAACAAAAGUAUAUUUGGUUUGGAAAGACUGUUUAUAUACAACUUUAGGGAAAGCAUCGUAUGUUGCCAAUGCCACCUAACAUCCACUUUGACUUUCGAUUACAUAGCAAUCGUUCGGCAGUGCCAAAUUGGUUUUUCAAGUACAUAUACCAUCCAUACGAUCAGGUAAUGAUUACUCAUUAAAUGUAUAUAUAAACUACGUUUAGAUUUGUUAGUAAAAUUAAAAGAGAAAACUUUACCAUUUCUUGUGUUGGUCUACAAAAAGCUUUAGGAAAAGCUAUGUUACAAGCUUACAGUAAAAGUUUGUAAAUUGUAUUGAUAUACUCAUUUUCAUACAAAUAUUUUCAGAAAGGUGAAUGUUGUUCAGACUACAUGAUAUCCUUUCACUAUGUAGGGACUUCUCAGAUGUAUACCUUGUUUAAUUUGGCAUAUCAUGUUAGAGUGUUUGGUAUAAGUGAUGAGAACCUGUUACUGCAAGGUGAAGAUCUACGUGAUAGGAUACGAAGCUUGGCUGUUCAAGCAAAACCUUUAGGAACUUAA
This is a messenger RNA of Bursaphelenchus okinawaensis, 1748 nucleotides long. The record is from the annotation of a GenBank genome assembly. NCBI's taxonomy places the organism in Eukaryota, Metazoa, Nematoda, Chromadorea, Rhabditida, Aphelenchoididae.